This is a messenger RNA of Amoebophrya sp. A25, 1682 nucleotides long. The record is from the annotation of a GenBank genome assembly. NCBI's taxonomy places the organism in Eukaryota, Dinophyceae, Syndiniales, Amoebophryaceae.
GUGAAAGAGGGCCGUAAAUCCGGCGAAACCAGUACGCUGCCGUCUUGGCAAUUGUGGGUACGAAAAAACUUAAAAGUCCAAAAUCUAACAUCACUGUAGUUUCUGUUUUUAUCGUCUGUAACAAGCAUAAAUGAUGGAGUCCGAGGAGCCGACUCUCGUACUCCUGUUGCGUGCGCUGGUUUUGCGUGUUCGACGUCUGCAAGAAAGCGGCUCUGCAUCUGGGACGUCGUUAAGUCCAACUACACAACAGACCAGUCCUGAUGGGAAGACAAAGAACAACGAAAGGCUAAUCAGCGCUCUCCAUCUUCUCAUAAAAGAUGCAAUCGCGUUUUCGCAGAACGAAACUGGCCGCGAGAAGACAUUCCGAUUUUGGCAGUAUUUCGGGCGUUUUCUCUUCGGUGUGUUUCGGUAUCAGCCCUUCAUGGCGCUCGCCGGUUUUAUGUCUAUGACGCGGAAAAGCAUGCGAUGGUUCACGCCAAUCCGAAUGUUUAGCGAAAUGUGUGAGAUCGCGGAUAAAAUCAAGACAAGUUAUAACAACGUCGACAGUUGUAACAGCACUACAUCAAAUCCCAACUCGUCAGUGUCCGCUGCAGACGCUAUAUUCCACCAGCGACGUCACGACGUACUGACUCUUAUCGGCGUCUCUCAGGAUUGGGUCUACAGGCUCUUAGACCACGUCGCAUUUUUUGAACGCAUGAAGGUUCUUAGAAUGUCAGAGAGUGCCGCAGACUGGCUCGACCGCAUCAUCGAAUUUUUCUGGCUUACGGAGAUCGUGCCUCUCGCAGUUCGCGACGCUCUCUCAUACAGAAAAGUGUCGAGCGAAAUGAAUGCGUGGUAACAUUUUUGGCGGAAAGUUUGUUUCCUCUUUGUUGUUUUUCUACUGGUCUCCUCAGCACUCAGUUUUCAUCUUCAUCCUCGCAUCAAUCAUGACUGACGCAGAUCGCACUCGUAAAUUUAAGUCUCAUGAUGAACUAACAGUUCCACGAGCAGUUCUGCGUUCACAACGCUAGCCGAGCAGGCGCGACAUCUGCGGCUGAACUUGAUCAGACUCCUCUUUUUGGACUUGCCGUGCGCGAUUUAUUUCAUGUUACCGCCUGCGUUUCGAAAUCAGAGGCUGAACCAAACAUGGGCUGGCGGAUUGGGUUCGCUCGCAUGCCUCUUCGGAUGCUAUUCACAAUGGCUGAAGGCAAACGAAGGCAGGGAUUUUUUCAAGGGCCAUUACGCGCCAUUGCUACUGGAGGGAUGGAAGGAGAGUACAACAUCAAUGUUGAAUGGUGCGGCUGGAGAUACUACUACGACAAUUUUGAAUGCAGCUGAAGAGGCCGUUGGAAUUCCAGACGAAAAAAGCGCAUAUGAAAAGAAUAAUCUGCGAACACCACUCCUCGAACCACAAAUGCUGUCCGACGCGCAGACGAGGGAAAAUCGUGUAUGAUGAGAUUCCGUGCUGCUUCUGAGGAUAGAUCUUGCACUAGAAUUUUCGAAUGCACAUGGAGCUGCUGACAGGAGCUCUGACCCCUCUCAUCUUGAACCCAUGCAGUUUUACCAAGGAAGGGAUUGCAUGUUGAACCUCCAAUGCUGGUCAAUCGUGAGUCCUCCGUUUUUGGGGUAGUUUUGCGUUUUGCGACAAUGCGCGCACAUCCUUUCUUCGCAACUUUUCUGCUCGUCAAUCACUUGACUGGGCC